Molecule: messenger RNA, 7125 nt
Organism: Aspergillus uvarum CBS 121591
Lineage: Eukaryota; Fungi; Ascomycota; Eurotiomycetes; Eurotiales; Aspergillaceae
Product: HbrB-domain-containing protein
Exons: 19
Coding region: 1-7125 (2374 amino acids)
Biological process (GO): intracellular protein transport; fructose 2,6-bisphosphate metabolic process; fructose metabolic process
Cellular component (GO): cytosol
Molecular function (GO): 6-phosphofructo-2-kinase activity; ATP binding; fructose-2,6-bisphosphate 2-phosphatase activity
Source: RefSeq, a predicted model, not a curated record
AUGUCGUCGGGUUUAAUUCGUCGAGACAAUGGCCACGGCAAGACACACUACUUCGCCAGCUCCGAUGAGUCGAAAAUCUGUGUGGUCAUGGUUGGCCUCCCAGCCAGAGGCAAGAGUCUUAUCGCUGGCAAAGCUAUGAGAUAUCUCGCCUGGGUUGGUAUUCCUGCACGCGUGUUCAACGUCGGCACCUAUCGCCGACAGGGCACACCGCAGCCAAGCGCCACGUUCUUUGACCCCCACAACGAGGAGGGCGAGAAGAUGCGCCGUGCCGCGGCCGACGCUGCAAUCACAGAUAUGAUCCAGUGGUUUGAUGCUGGCAAGGGAGUGGUCGCGAUCCUCGAUGCGACGAAUUCGACGAAAGAGCGCCGCCGCUGGAUCAACGAGCGCUGCGGAGAAGCUAACAUCGAGACGUUGUACGUCGAGUCGAUAUGCGACGAAGAGGACUUGAUUAUGAACAACAUUCUCGAGGUCAAGACGACCUCGCCGGACUACAAGGGGCAGGACCCGGAAGUCGCUGCCCGGGAUUUCCGCGAGCGCAUCCGCAACUACGAGAAAGUCUACGAGACCAUUGAUGACGGCGAGAAGAGCUACACCUACGUAAAACUCAUCAACGUUGGCUCCACCGUCAUCAUCAACCAGAUCAAGGACUAUUUGUCCAGUCGACUGGUCUACUACAUCCAGAACCUCCACAUCAAGCCUCGCUCGAUCUGGUUAUCUCGCCACGGAGAGUCAGAGUACAACCUAACUGGCAAGAUUGGAGGUGACUCCAACAUCUCUGAACGUGGAGAGGCUUAUGCCAAAGCGCUACCUGGUUUACUGAAGAAGUCCGGUGUACCGCCCAACACGAAGAUUGUGAUCUGGACCUCCACGUUAAAACGCACCAUCCAGACGGCGCGUCACUUAGCUGCGGAAACUGGUUUCGAGAAACUGGAGUGGAAGGCUCUGGAUGAGCUCGACUCGGGAGUCUGUGACGGAUUGACCUACGAGCAAAUUGCCGAGAAGUAUCCUGAGGAUUUUGCCGCCCGCGACGAAGACAAGUACAACUACCGCUACCGGGGUGGCGAAUCGUAUCGCGAUGUUGUCAUUCGCUUGGAGCCGAUUAUCAUGGAGCUGGAGCGCAGUGAGAACGUGAUCAUUGUGACCCACCAGGCUGUGUUGCGCUGUAUUUACGCCUACUUCCUCAACACACCCCAGGAGCAGAGUCCCUGGAUGGAAGUCCCCCUCCAUACACUUAUCAAACUUACCCCGCGUGCAUAUGGUACGGAGGAACAACGGUUCAAGGCUGAUAUCCCCGCCGUGUCGACCUGGCGUGCUAAGGGCACUUCGGCGAAGCACCAGGAAUACUCCACGGAAACCAAGGCGAUUCGCCCGAACUCACCACCAACCCCGAACCCGACAACCCCUCGGGCUUUUUCCAUAAAGGGGGUCCGGAAGGACCUAGGGGGACACACCAUGUUAUCCGCCUUCAUCGCUCGGCCGCUCGUCGAGUUCAAACCGCGCGAUCGAUCGCGCAUCGAAUCCGUUCUCGCGUACGGGGACCGCGUGCUCGUGGGAUUGAAUAAUGGGAGUCUCCGGAUCUACCGGGUGAACGAGGUGGAGAAGGAGUCUGGGGGUAAUGAUGAUGCGGCGCUGGGGAAUAAUGUUAAUGGGGGUGUUGGUACGAAGACGACGGCGGCGGCGGUACCCGCUCGUAAUGCUGAGGGUGGUGGAGCGGAGAAUGCGAACCCAGGGGCUACGAAUGCUGCGGAUCAUGCGAAUGCGGCUACAGCAACAGCCACAGCACCACAUGUGCCGGUCAAAUUGAAACAGACGGAUCUUCUGCGCGAGGUCGAGAAGUUCUCGCGGUACAAGGUGGAGCAGUUGGCCCUGAUCAAGGAGGCCAAGUUGCUGACGUAUGCGCUGCAGGAGCAGUUGACGCGCACGAAAGGGGCGUCGACGUUUGCGACCGGCGUGCCGUCGAUCGUGUCCCGGCUGGCGGUGGCGGUCAAGCGCAAGGUGGAGGGCGAGGUGGCGGAGAUGACGCUGGCCAACGUGACGGACUUGGUCGGCCCCGGGAGUAUCGGCGGGCUGGGUGGGCAGGAAACCGGCCGGCUGACGGGGGUCGGGGUCGCCAGUAUGAGCUAUAUUGGCAUUGGCGGGUCGGCCCCGAAGCCUCUGGCGGCGAGGCUGUCGGAGGGCCAGGUGCUGUUGGCGAAGGAUAUCAAUACCCAGCGGCAGAUCCCCUGGAGCCAUGCGCCGGCUGAUAUCGGGUACUCGUAUCCGUUUCUGCUGGCCCUGCAUGACGCGUCUAAGGGCGUGCUGGAGGUGCGCAACCCGGAGACGCUGUCGCUACUCCAGUCGCCGACGAUCAGCUUGGCCCAUGCAGGCAAGGGGUUCCUGAUUGACUCGCUGGUGGAGAAGGGCUACCUGGACGAGGCCGGCCGACUCCGUGCGAUCAAGCUCGAGAAAGCCGAAGGGCUACUCUAUCCCAAGAUCGAGCCAGAGGAAUCCGAAGACAGCGCCACCGAGAGCCCGUCCAAGACUCCCGACAACCAGAAGCAGGUAGAUGGCAAUCACACGGCGGAUGCGGCUGUUGCGGCCACGGCCAAGACGCUCUCGCACGCCCCUUCGGUCAUGUCGCUGCUGCGGUCCAAGACGGAGACAUUCGACGAUGCGGCCAGUAUCCGGACGAGGAUGACCGAAGACGCCAAGACCGACAAGGCCCUCGAAGGAAAUGAUCUCAAGCUGGCGGUUCGGGAGCUGCAGAGGUACCUGGCCGAUGUCCGUCGGCGGUUCCAGCGCUUCCUCAACCCCGAUGGAUCCCUGAAGGCGUUCGAUAUGCCGGUGGACGCGGCCCCGGAUGAAUUGACUGAUUCCGUGAUGAAGUUGCUCGAGACAAGCACCAAGGAUACCCAGGAUCCUGAGUUCGGGGAGAAAAUCCGCGAGAAGGCCAAACUCGUCGACACGACUCUCUUCCGGGCGUAUAUGUAUGCGAUCCCUGCGCUGGCGGGGUCUCUCUUCCGGAUCGCGAACUUCUGCGACCCUGAUGUGGUCAUGGAGAGGCUCGAGGAGACCGGUCGGCACAAUGAUUUGAUCGAUUUCCUGUACGGCAAGAAACUGCACCGACAGGCGCUGGAGCUUCUUCAACGGUUCGGCCAGGCGGAGGAGGAAGAGGAGACCGCGCCGCAGCUGCACGGUCCCAAGAGGACUGUCGUCUACCUGCAGAACCUCCCGCCGGACCGGAUCGACCUCAUCCUCGAGUUCGCCGAAUGGCCGCUGCGCGAAGAUCCCGAGCUGGGCAUGGAAAUCUUCCUGGCGGACACGGAGAACGCAGAGACCCUACCCCGGCAUCGCGUGCUGGACUUUCUGCGGGGCAUCGAUGUGAAUCUGGCCGUGCGUUACCUGGAACAUGUCAUCGGCGAGCUGAACGACAUGUCGCCGGAUCUACAUCAGCAGCUGCUCAAUCUCUACCUGGACCGUUUGAAGUCGUCCCGAAACAAGGAGUGGGACUUCGCCAGUGAAGACGAGCACGUCGCGUGGCGAACCAAGUUCCUCACUAUGCUCAGGUCGAGUACGCAGUACUCUCCAGCUAAGAUUCUGAACCGCCUGGAUCGCGACGAUCCUGAAUUGUUCGAAGCGCGAGCAAUCGUGUUCAGCAAGAUGGGACAACACAAGCAGGCGCUGGAGAUCUACGUGUUCAAGCUGGAGGACUAUGCCAAGGCUGAGGAAUACUGCAACCAUCUCCAUAAACAGGACGAUAUGGCAUCUACCGAAGAAGGCGGGCCUUGUGUGGCUUUGCUGGCUUACGAAGAAGACAAGCCGUCGAUCUAUUUGACUCUCCUAGCGCUCUAUCUAACCCCGCCCCACGGGUACGAGCCACGAUACGGACCAGCGCUCGAAGUGCUGGCCAAACACGGGUCCCGCCUGCCCCCCGGGUCCGCGCUGGACCUGAUCCCCGAAACCCUCCCGGUGAAGGAGCUGGACUUCUACUUCAAGGGUCGCAUGCGCGCCGCCAACUCGAUCCUCAACGAGAGCCGGAUCGUGGCGAGCCUGCAGAAAGCCGAGAACAUCAAGACCCAAGCCCAGCUGCUGGUGGGGGAGGGCACGGACCCCAAGCUGUCGCGAUCCAGACAUGUCACCAUCACCGAAGAGAGGGUGUGCGGGAUCUGCCACAAGCGCAUCGGGGGGAGUGUGAUCAACGUGUAUCCAGAAUCAUGGAGUCAAGAAGGUAGUACCACUUGUUACUGUACACUCACAAUGUUGCGCUCGCCGGUUUCUCCAGAGCGAGGCACGCGGUCUCCGAUUCCUCCACCUCCUGCUUCGCAGAGUCCGCCCCCUCCCAUCCCCCCUCUUCCUCGACGUUCCUUUGACGAUUCCUACUCCUAUACCUUUUACAACCGUCCUGGCUCCUCUGGAAGUGAUGCCUCGUCGAUGACCUCCAAUGUGACCGCCAUCUCGCCGCAGCAAUCCAAUUUCCCGCUGCCGCCUGCGCCUGCGCCUACUACUGGCACUGCCUCUGCCUCUGCGUCGCCGCGGCCACCGCGUAUCUCCUCGCUCAACACCGCCAAUCUCACCUCCGCUUCGACUACCAUUUUGAACACCACCACCACCUCAUCUGCGCGAUCCCCCGUCUCCUUCAUGCCGCAUAAUGAGAUCCUGAGUCGAAAGCCUUCGGGACGGGUCGUCCCGGCUGAGCUGCAGCGACGCUCUCGUCACCACUCCCAGGGUUUCUUUGAACCAUCGCUCCCUACCGCUUCUUCGACCGAGGCCUCUUUGUCAGCUUCUCGUAUCGCGGCCCAGACGGCCAUGCUUCAACAACAGCAGCAGCAGCAACAGCAACAACAACAACAGCAGCAACAGCAGCAACAGCCGCACCAACAUCAACAACAUCCCCAAAAACAACACCAACAAUCUAACCACCCCCAACAUCCCGUGAAACGACCCGCGACCGUACGAGGGGUCUCCGAAGACGGCUCCCGUUCCCGACGCGGCGGCAGCAUCUCGCCCCCCCCCCCGCCUCCCCCCCCCCCGACCUUCGCCCCCCCCGGUUCGACAGCAGCCAGCACGACUGGCGUAUCAGCCGGGCAGCCAUUCCACGCCAAUGGCAGCACCAGCACCGCGGCCGGACACACCCAUGCUGCCACGACAGCGGCCAACGUGGUAUUCCCCCGAAAUCCAGGGCUCCAGCCGCCCGGGCUUGGGCUCGAGAUCCCCCAGGAGCGCGAACACAAACACAAGGGCGAGAAGUCGAAGAUGAAGCUCUUCUCCAAGCCCAAGCACAUCGGCAUCAGUCGGGACAAGGACGGGACCGGCAAGGAAAGGGGACUGCCCUCGCCGAGCAAGAUGGGGUUCCCCAGUGGGGGCUUGUCCCGCAUCGUCAGCGCUUCGACCACCAGCUUGGCGGAGACUUUCCCGUCGAACAAUUCGUCCAUGUACAACCUGUCGAAUGCGUCCGCGAGCACCGUCGUGCCGGCAGAUCGGCCGACGGGGAGCGAGAAAGAGAAGGACAAGGACAAGGAGAAACACAAACACCAUUUCCUGUCGCGCCAGAAGCUGAAGCUGAAGGAUCGCGACGAUCAUUACAACCUCCCGCUGUCGUCCGCGUCGAGUAAUUCGAAGCCGUCAGACCCCAACGCACCGCAGUCCUUAUACUCGUUUACCCCCGCGUCGCCGGGAGCCACCAGCACGACCUUCGGCAAGUCGGUGAGUGGGCUGGAUCUGCUGCAUGGGCUUCGUGAGAAGAAGAAAGAGGAGAAAGCGCAAGCUCAGGCGCAGGCACAGGCGCAGGCACAGGCGCAGGCGGAAUCGGAGCAGAUGGAGUGGGCAGCUAGUUCACAGGGACCCGGAGGGUCGCCGGCUGUCUUUCCCGGGCCAUCGUCUUUGGGCAGCUCCUCCGGGCUGAUCGCCGAGGCUGCGUUGCGGGAAACUCUCCAAGGGUUCGGGCUGAACAACAUGACGCCGGAGGACGCUUGGGACUUCCUGAAGGCGAAACUGAUGGUGAUCUUCGACGGGGAGGACGUGCGCAUCGCGAUUGAGGAUCUCAACAAGCUGGUUCUCGUCCAUAUCCAGCGUUGUGUGCAGAAGCGCACUCCGGCGGCGGUGGUCGAUGACCUGAGGGAACUGCUGGAGACCGGAUUUGCUUCGUUGAACCAUACCUUGAACGGGGUGCCGGAUGAGAAGCUGGUUCCCCACCUCGUGCAGGUGUGGAUGCUCGUGUUCGGCACCAUCUUGCCUUUCAUUCAAGCCGUGUUCUUGCCUCUCGACUUGGAAAUCAAGGGCUGCGGGUCCGUGAUGACCCGGCGUGAAGCCAGUGAAUUCUGGGGUUCCGCACGCAAUGCCGAGUACCCUGGCUGUGAGCUGGAUGUGCGCAAUCUCGUCCUUGUCGCCUUCCGCGACCGAAUCAUCCUGCGCCGCUACGAGAGUCUGAAGUCGACAUUUUCACGCCUGAGUCUGGACAGCAUCAAGCUAGGCACGGCGGCGCUCAGCGUCACCACCAAGAGCAGUUCCGCCAGUGGCGGACGGCCCCCCACCGCUGCCUCGCUGGACGGCGGCGGUGCCGGCGCAGGCUUUGGCAGCUACAGCUCCCAAUCCUCGACCCUCCUCAACGCCCAGUCCGGGAGCUACUCCUCGGACUCGUUGCUCGGCCACAGCAACAACAACAACAACAAUAACAACAAUAACAACAAUAACAACAAUAACAACAAUAGCAACAGCAGCAGCAGUCGCAGCCGCGCCGCCUCCAACACCUCCUCCAAUCCCGACCAGAUGAUCUUCCAGUCUCUCUCCUCGCCGCCGCAGCGCCCGAGCAUCAUCCACCGGGCCAACGCGGCCGCCGACACCUCGCAUAUCAUCACCGAGACCGUCGGCCGCAUGCUGCAGUGCGUCAGCGUCCUGGCCAGCGUGCAGACCGGCGACACGGCCCAGGAGCGGGUCGAGACGCUCGGCAAGGAUCUGAAGCACAACUGGCUGGGCCGGGGCCGCACCGGCCGCGACCGGCGUGGUUUCGUGGGCACCAAGAUCCGGCCGGCGAUCGUGGCCCGCGCCGAAAGUGAUGAGUACAUGAAAGAUCUGGGCGGUCAUAGUCUGGGUCAUGGAGAUCUGGACGGGCGACUGCAUGAUGGGCGUCUGGAGAUGAUGAGUUUCUGA